AUGGCAAUAGUUAAAAAGAUAGAUCAACACCUUAAAGUUAUUCCCGAAGAAUUAUGUAGAACACAAAGUAUUUAUAUAAAUGUAGGAGAAUUAAAUUUUGGGAAUAAUGAAUUUGAAGAAAUACCUGAAACCAUUCAAUUAUUUAGUUCAUUAAAGAAAAUAUCAUUUGCAAGUAAUAAGUUAAGAGAAGUAAAUGAUUAUUUAUUUUCAUUAACAGGAUUAGAAUAUAUUUGUUUAAAUCAAAAUAAAAUAGAAGAAAUUAAUAAUAAAAUUACUGAAUUAACACAAUUAACAUCAUUUGAAGCAUGUGCAAAUAAAUUACAUGAAUUUAAUUUUAAUCUUAAUAUUCAACGAUUAGAUCUUUCAGCUAAUUUCUUUACAACAUUAAAUUUUAGUUCAACACGAUUAACAUUUUUAGAUAUUUCACAAAAUGAUUUAACGUCAUUUCCAAAUUUAAAUUGUCCAAAUUUAGAAAGAAUCAAUGCGUCAUUUAAUAAUAUUGAAUUAUUACCAGAUGAUAUUACAAUUUUAAGUUCACUUAAAAGUUGUGAUCUUAGAAAUAAUAAAAUAAAAUCAUUACCAAAAAAUUUUUCAAUUCUUACUUCAUUAACAUAUUUACAAUUAGCUAAUAAUCCAAUUAAUAAUGUUCCACCCAAUUUUGAAGUAAUGAGAAUUAGAAAAUUAAAUGUAAAUGGAACACAAAAUUUAAUAUUUAAUCCAAUAACAACAUUAAAAGAAUUAAAUUAUUCAAAAGUAGGAGUAGAUGUAUUAUUUGAUAAUUAUUCAAUAUUAAAGAAUUUAGAAACACUUGAUGUAUCAAAUAAUUUAUUUAAAACAUUAACAUUAACAUCAGAAAAAAUGAUAAGUUGUAAUUGUUCAAAUAAUAAAUUAACAACAUUAAUAAUUGAAAAAGGAUGUUCUAUUCAAAAAUUAUUAGCUAGAAAUAAUGAAAUUAGUUUUAUUGAUUCUUCAAUUUAUUUUAAUUCAAAAUUAUGUGUUUUAGAUUUAAGUAAUAAUAAAAUUACUUCAUUACCAAAUAAACCAGAUAUGUCUAGAUUAAAUUAUUUAAGUAUUGGAUUUAAUAAAUUAUCUUCUUUUGAUAUGGAUUUGAAUAAAUUCUCUUCAUUAACAUUUUUAGAUAUUUCUUUUAAUAAAUUAAAUGUAAUUCCUUCUCAAAUCGGUGGAUUAACUCAAUUAAAAACUUUAUAUAUUACUGGAAAUAAUAUUUCAUUAUUACCAAAUGAAUUUUCAAAUUUAAUUUCAUUAACUACUUUACAUUGUUCUGAAAAUAAAUUUACUUUAUUUCCUAAUGUUCUUUUAAAUUUAUCUCAUUUAUCUAAAUUAUAUAUUUCUUCUAAUUAUUUUGAAUCAAUUCCUUUAUUAUCUUCUCUUAUUAAUCUUCAAACUUUAGAUAUUUCUAAUUGUUUCUUAACUUCUUGUACUUCUAUUAUUAAUUUAUCUCAUUUAGAACAAUUAAAUUUAAGUAAUAAUUAUUUAUCAAUUCCUCAUAAUUUUAAUGGUUGUACUUCAUUAAUUUAUCUUGAUUUAUCUUAUAAUUCUCUUCAAUCAUUUAUUGAUGUUAAUGACUUUAAAAAUCUUGCUUUAUUAGAUUUAUCUUUUAAUGAUUUAAUUAAAUUACCAAAUCAUAAUCCUUCUACAACUGUUCUUAUUAAUGGUUGUAUUCGUCUUCAAAAAUUCCCAUUUUUAUCUAGAUUUUAUCAUAACCUUAAGUUUAGGUCAAUCCCUACUACUUGUGCAACUGCACAAAUGUGUGCUGAUAGAGAUGAAAUGCAAGAUUCUUUAAUUUGUAUUCCUCAUUUCGCAGCACCAGAACAUUAUUUAUUUGCUGGAAUUGAUGGACAUUCUGGAAAAUAUGUUUCUUAUAAGUUUUCUAUUAGAUUUCCAGAAAUAUUUUAUGAAAUGUUAUCAAGAGAUUCUGGAGCAUUAAAUAUUAUAGAUGCUUUAUAUCAAUCAUUUGAUACUAUUCAAAAUGAAUUUGCAAAUGAUCCUAAUGUUACUGAUGGUGCUGUUGCAACAGUAAUAUUUAUGACUCCUACUAAAAUUUAUACUGCACAAUGUGGAGAUUGUCGUGCUGUUUAUAUUACUUCAUCUGGAGUUGUUCAAUUAGCUCCAGAACAUAAAACAAGUGAUAGAAUAGAACAAAUGAGAAUUCGUUCACAAGGAGGUUUUGUAUCUGAAAAUCUUAGAGUUUGUGGAUUACUUGUUGCUCGUUCUGUUGGUGAUGUAAAAAAUAAACCUAUUAUUACACAUGUACCUGACAUUACUUGUUUUGAUAGAAGAGAUGAUGAAGAGUAUUUAGUUGUUGCAACUGAUGGAGUUUGGGAUGAAAUUUCUAAUUUAAAAAUUCAUGAUAUAUUACAUUCAAAUAGAAGAGUUUAUAGAACAAGUGAAUUAUCUGGUUUAGUUAAAGAUAUUGCUUGUGUUAGUUGUAUAUCUGGACAACAUCCUGAUAAUAUUGGAAUUGUUCUUUGUCGCUUCUAA
Entamoeba histolytica HM-1:IMSS is the source of this 2502-nucleotide messenger RNA. RefSeq names its product leucine rich repeat / protein phosphatase 2C domain containing protein. The record is from RefSeq and is a predicted model, not a curated record. Gene Ontology annotation, molecular function: protein binding. The transcript has a single exon. Bases 1 to 2502 code for a protein of 833 amino acids. NCBI's taxonomy places the organism in Eukaryota, Evosea, Mastigamoebida, Endamoebidae.